Solanum dulcamara is the source of this 1311-nucleotide messenger RNA. Its product is annotated as NDR1/HIN1-like protein 26. The transcript has a single exon. Bases 343 to 1026 code for a protein of 227 amino acids. Gene Ontology annotation, biological process: defense response to other organism. The record is from RefSeq and is a predicted model, not a curated record. Lineage: Eukaryota; Viridiplantae; Streptophyta; Magnoliopsida; Solanales; Solanaceae.
ACUAAAACAUACAACUUUAGAGUUUAGGGUGAAAAGUGUUUACCACCUUAGCAACCCAUCUUGUCAUAUUUGACAAGUUCAUUCUAUAUGAGAAGGAAUAAACUUGUGUACAGAACAAAGUAUACUUGUCCCCAACAUCAAGAAUCCAAUAACACUACUUCGCAAAAAAGUAUAUUAAUUAUAUACCAAGAUCACAUAACCAGUUCUUCUUUAUUCUUUUCUCUCCUAAAAAGUUCUCAACAAUACUAUGACAUUCCAAAGAUUUGCAUAUAUAAUCAUUCUACUCUAAAACUACUCAUGAUCAACCUCGAUUCCAUAUUCACUUGAAAAAAACUAAAAAGAAUGCAGCAUUCUAAGCCAGAAUUACCAGUUAAUCGCCGCGAUCAAGAUCACCCUGUAAGGCGACACCAUAGUGCUAGCUACUAUGCCCACAGGGUUAAAGAUAGUUUAACCACAAGAGUAUCAAAGCUCAUAUGUUCUAUAUUCUUAGGCCUUCUUGCCAUUGUUGGACUCAUCACAUUCAUUUUAUGGCUAAGUCUUCGUCCUCAUCGUCCACAUAUUUUCCUCAACGACUUCUCUGUUCCUGCUUUAGGCCACGGAGGUGGUGAUGGUGGACCUGAAAAUGCACAAAUAAACUUCAAAGUUACAGCAAGGAAUUCAAAUCAAGGUAUUGGAAUUUACUAUGAUGCAAAUCAAGUGACAGUGUAUUAUCGAGAAAAGAGCGUUGGAGGGUACCAAGUGUCGACACCAUUCUAUCAACAGCCUAAGAAUAGCACCCUGUUUGCUAGUACGCUUAGUGGUUCAUCAUUGACAUUGACAGAGUCACAAUGGAAGCAAAUACUGCAUGAUCGAUCGAGGGGGCCAGUGAUUUUUCGUCUUGAAUUAGCAGCGACUAUAAGAUUUAAGAUUUCGUCGUGGAACAGUAAACAUCAUAGGCUACAUGCUAAUUGUCCCGCCGGACUAGGACAAGAUGGCAUGCUGUUGCCUGUUUAUAGGGAUAAGAGAUGUUCUUUUUAUUUCUAUUGAUGAUUUGAGAAGGGGAACAUUUAUUUAUGAUAUUUUCCAUUUGUUUUCCUAUUCUUAUUACAACAAUAACAUACCCAGUGUAAUCCCACAAAUGGGAUCUAAUUAGGAUAAUGUCUACGCAGACCUUACUGAUUCCAAUAGACCCUUCGAAGGUAGAGAGAUUGUUUCCAAUAGACCCUCGUUGUCCUAUUCUUAUUGAUUUUUCAUUUUUAGGCUUGUAUUCGACUACAAAAUUAGAGUGCAUUAAUUCUGAACUAAAAAACUCUGUCGAACCAACUGAUAUAU